GCAUCCCCGCGUCCCUGCGCCUCCUUCGUUCCUUCCCUCUGUAUCCCAAGUUUAGGGCCUGUCAAGUCCGCUUACCCCCUCACACUUGGGACAAGACUUAACUCUUUUGUUACUGGUAUUUUUUUCUUUACGUGACGCGCAGGGCGGGCCCCCGCCUGAGGCUGAGGGUACUGGGAAGCUCCCGCCCUUCGACCCCCGCGGGCUCCGGGUUGCUGAGGACACUCCCGCGGCACCCUUGUUUUCCCAGGGGCUGUGUGCCCACUGUGGGCCCUCGCUCCAAAUAAUCCCUGCGGUGGGAACAUCCCUUUCCCGGGUUUCAACAGCCAGACUUUUCGACUCAAAGUUUAGUGCAAGGUCCAGAAGACUUGGUAACCAAUCUCAUCAUUCUCAGAAUUACCCUUCCUGUAUGGUUUUUCCCCAGGAAUGAGAAGAUACAGAUGAGGCUGCUGUGUCUAUCAGAAGGGAACUUUUGUACCAUUUGCCUUCAGACUGAGUCUAUGUGUGUUCUAGUGUUUUAGUAUUCAAAAUAAAUGUCGCUUACUUGAUUGAGGUGGUGCCAUGCAGCAAGAAGCAGCAAGAUGCAGAGUUCGAGCUAGGAGGCCUGAUAUGGCACUUUAUGUACCUAAAGCUCGAAGGGGUGUAGUACUCAAGACAGGUGACAAGGAAAAAAGCUGUGGUCCACCUAACUCCGUGGUGAAAGAAGAACAAAGAGAAGAUUGUCUCUCCCAAAAAGAGAUCUUUAAAGACAAACCUGAGACUCAAAGACCAAGUAUUAAUCCUGAUGAAAAGGAGCACAAUCGUAGGGAAGGAAAGAAAUCUUCAACAAAAUUAAAGAAAGACACAUGCCCUCAAGAAAGAAGUAAAGAUAGGAUUUGUACUAAGAGAGGAGCCACGGAAUCCAAAGACAUAUUAUCCCAGGAAUAUCAGCAAGGAGACCUAAAUCCUGAGGUUAUUCCUAGUGUAUCUUUACAAAGACAUUUUAAACCAAAGAAGGUAGAAUGUUUGGAGGAUGAAAGCACAGAUGUGACAGGACGUGAAAGGUUACUUCUGACUCAGUCUUGUUCAGAAAUCAGUAAGGCUCAGGUUCUAAACAAACCAUUCCAAAAUGUGGAACUCUAUGAUCUCACUAGGCACAAACUAAUUGGGGAAACAUUUGAAGGCGGAGAUUUGGAAAGCAGAGUUGAAACUGAUGCCAAGGUUGUAGAGGUACUAUCCCAGUUUCCUAGAGAUUUUAGUUCUGUUUUGAAACCUGAGUGUAUGAUUGCACCAGUAAAACUCAGCUCUGAUUCUGGAAUUGUGCAACAAGGCAUGCAAAUAUCAGAUGGAAUGUUGAAGCUCAGCAGUGGAGGCAUCACCACUAUUCUUGUUCCUGGAAGUUCAGAUGGUGUCACUGAUCAAACUUGUGUAGACUUUGAAGCUGAGAAUGUUGGUGAUAGAGUCAGCAGUACUCAUUUCAUCUUGGGUCAGAAAGGUGUAGAUUCCAUUCCUGAGACAAUGAGUCACAUCUCUCAUAGAAUGACUGUAGUCAACAAAUUAGAGAGCACAAAUGGCAUUUUUGAUCCAAUAGUGAUGAGAGAAUGUGAGGAUAAUGGCAGUGCUGCGGAUGAGUUAUGUGUAAAGUAUGGACCUUCUGAUACAGUUGUCCUUGUUCAUGAAACAGAUACAGAUAAUGAGUCUAAGAGUGUAGGUGACAUUACAAAUGAGGCAUGUAAGAUAGACAAUACAGAUGAUCAAAUAACUGUAGGCAGCCCUUGUGUAGUUGCAGUUAGAAUAGCUGAUGAGGCCUGUAGCAACACAAGUAGUUUCUCAAAAUAUUUAGGAAUGGAUGAAGGUACAGCUUCUCUUCAUGUAGCUGGAAGUGGGAAUGACACUGAAAAUUUCAGCAACCUGACUGCUUGCUCAGAUAUUUCUGCUAAGCAUGUUUCAUCCAGUUUCACAGAGUCAACAGGGAAGUUGAUAGAGAGCUUGUCAGAUUAUGCUUCCUCCUUACCUAUAAAGAAGAUCUCCUUACCUAUAAAGAAGAUUGCUGGUAGUAAUUGUAACACUUUUUUGGACUCUGAACUCAGUAUGCUAAAUGGGACAAAAGUACUUUCAGAUAGUGCCUUGGGCAAUGAUCUAGAUUGUACUGGUGAUAUAACAGAAGCAUUGCAGAAACUGAAAACUGCUGAAGAGUUCAAAACAAAAGAGGAAGAUGACUCAGAGAAUAUAGAAUUUGGUAUAUCUUUUCCUGAUGUAGAACCAGUAUCUAUGGGGACAUCCAUGGAACCGAAAGCAACUGAAACUUCUCGCAUUGAGGGAAGUGCUGUUACUGAGGAGAGCUGGGAGUCCAUGUUUAAUGAUGACGGUGACUGCCUGGAUCCACGUCUUCUUCAAGAGUUAUCAGGGAAUAUGAAGAAUAGAAAAAGCAUCCAAGAACCUAGAUUUGAUUAUUACAACAAUGAAGUUCCUGAUAUUGACCUCAGUGAUUGUGAAUUCCCACAUGUCAUUGAAAUUUAUGACUUCCCCCAAGAAUUUCGUACUGAAGACCUUCUACGAGUUUUCUGCAGUUAUCAGAAGAAAGGAUUUGAUAUUAAAUGGGUGGAUGAUACACAUGCCCUAGGAGUAUUCUCCAGUCCGAUUACAGCUCGUGAUGCUCUGGGUAGCAAACAUGCCAUGGUGAAGAUCCGGCCCUUGUCACAGGCCACAAGAGCAGCCAAGGCCAAAGCUAGGGCUUAUGCUGAAUUCCUCCACCCAGCAAAAGAGCGUCCUGAGACUUCAGCAGCCCUAGCCAGAAGGCUGGUCAUCAGUGCCCUUGGGGUUCGAAGUAAACAGAGCAAAACUGAACGGGAAGCCGAACUCAAGAAACUGCAAGAAGCCCGAGAGAGAAAACGAUUGGAAGCCAAGCAACGAGAAGACAUCUGGGAAGGUAGAGACCAGUCUGCAGUGUGAACAUCACCCAAUGAGAGGGAUAAUUCCUUGAAUUCAGAAAAUAUUUCCACAGUCUUCAGAUAAGAGGAUCCUUCCAGAGCUCUGUGCACAUGCAGAUAUGUGUGUCAAAGAAAGAAAGAAAGAGAUAAAGCAAUCAAGACAAGGACUGACUGGCAUAGAAAGAAGACAGACUCCCGUUUGUCUUCAUUCUUAAAUGCAAUUCUUUGGAAUCGUCUUAUUGUGUUGGGCUUCAGAGAGAGCCAUCAGCCAGGAAGAAACUUGGAAAAUGUGACUGCCAGGAGUCCUCUGGACAGGGCAAGUCACAUUAGCAUGGGUCACACAUCAGAGAUGUUUUAAGCAAAAACAAAACAGAACUCAAACCUGCAAUGAUGGGAGAUUUAGGCCCUGCAAAACCAGAGUGUUCCUUAGUACCUCACAAUGCUAAGAACAGCAAUAUUGAGGGAAGGAACGGAGCAGCUAGUACGAAGAGACAGAACAGCGUCUGGUGUACUUAGUAUUCACAGAAUCUACACUGCCAGUUCCAGAACUCCAAAAUUGGUGAACUGCAGCAGAUGUGAGUAUUUGGACUCCAGAAUUUGUACUGAGUUAAGUGCUUGGGGCUGCUCCAGCUGCACAGCAGCCAGGGGCAUGUCAGCUCCAUUCCUCAUAGGAAGCCAGUCUUGGGAACUGUAUGCCAGUUCCAGUUUAAGCAGUACUAUCAUGUUGUAAGAGGGAGACAUUAAAGCCCAUUUUAUGACAUAGA
This is a messenger RNA of Pteropus alecto (black flying fox), 3670 nucleotides long. It is a transcript of the gene R3HCC1L, whose product is annotated as R3H domain and coiled-coil containing 1 like. Bases 559 to 2928 code for a protein of 789 amino acids. The transcript is spliced from 10 exons. The record is from RefSeq and is a predicted model, not a curated record. Lineage: Eukaryota; Metazoa; Chordata; Mammalia; Chiroptera; Pteropodidae.